GAUUCGACUUCCCAUUUCGUGCAUCCACUUUCUGAAAGACUCAUAACUUUCUUGGUUAAUCUACAACUGCAUGAAUUCCAGAACGCUCAAAUUGCAAGUACGAUAGCUUGACGAAUACUUCAAUAUUACCCCGAUCGAACUUCCAAGUGAUGCCGGCUUAUGUACCUGUCUUCCCGCUUGUGGACCUCACGGUACAAUUACAGUCAACACCGUCUACAAGCUCAGUGGAUUCUGGACAUGAACUACCAGCACUACGUCUUAGUUAUACGGAACAAUUAUCUCGAGCUCAUGAGCAAUUAGCAUCCUUGCCAACUGAGCUCUGCCCACCUUCUUGUCCUCCAUCGCCACAUUUUGAAUCUCACGCAGAACUUAUUCGCGAGAGGAUUCUUGAGGCUAUUAACGUAUCAGGAGGCGAAUCCUCCAAUCCCAAGUGGGGACAUGUUACCAGAUUGGUCCGAAUGGGUUGCACAAGCAGAGGGUACCGAGGUGCUGCCCCUGGCGUUCGGGUGGGAUCUACCUCCGCUGUGGAGGUGCAUGGUUAUCAAUGGACGCUUCCGGAGACAGAAGAGGAGUGGAAGGAAUGCGAGAAACGGUGGAAGAAAUGCAGUCGCGUGAUAGUAGGCAAGGAUCGAGAAAUGAUUUCGAAAUAUUGGCCUCAAGACGCAGCGCCUCGGCCCAACCUUAGUCAAGCCAUGGCCAACGGGGAACAGACGAAAUCAAAAUCCCAGAGGGUGCGCGAAAAGGUUGAGAGUUGGCAGGCCAAAUUGAUUCACCUCGUUGAUGAGACACCGUCCCAAACGCCUCCGCUCGAUGUGGUCCCCGAACCGAAUGGUCAGAAGGAAGUUACUCUGGAAGCACCCAAACAAUCUUCUCUAGAAUUUCCUGUGGUCAAACGCCUUGUAGGACACGGAAUGAAACCAAGGCCGGAACACGUCGUGCCUUCGAUUGACCCCAAACUGCCGACUGCGUCACCAAUGGAUGUUGAAAUAUCUUCGCCAGCAGCUGAUGCAGCUAAACCUCCGGAUCAGUUAGCUUCUGAACCCAUGGCGGAGCAGAAAGCAGCAGGCAUCUCUGAUAUACCUGAGAUGUCUUUCCUACCACCUUCGUUUCCUACAUACCUACAGACAUCAACGCCACAUGAGUCACGCCUCAAGGCGAAACCUCCUGCGAGCCGAGAGAAACCUCCCCCGAUCUAUCCUCGACUUUUCCUAUCGUCUUCUCCCGGUUCCCCUCCUUUCACGAGGUCUUCUGAGUUUGAUCCCGCCCAACCACGGCGGAAGCUUAAUGUACUCGUAGCUCCGUUCUCUAGCUCGCCGACAUUAUCUCUACGGAAUGCGCAAAAGCGGCAACGGCCCUUGACACCUCGUGAUGAAGAUGACGAUCCUUUCAUCUCGAGACCGAAUGUUCCGCCGUCCAAGAAGCAGAAACUCGACGAGCAUCCUGAGCCCGAUCCCGUACUGGACCAUGCACCUAUUUCUAGUGCGCCUCUUCCACCAUCAACCCCACCUCUUCCACCCGCCACGCCACCGUUAUCAAGAUCCAAGACACCAUCACCUCGAACUCAGAGCAAGGAUCUGGGUAACGCCAGAGGCUUACCAAUUCCUUCGACCCCCGAUCGCAAAGCGCUACCGACCCUCACGGAGUUACUUGCUUCGUCACGUCGGUCAAGACCGCGACCGAGGCCGCCCUCGCGCAAACUCAAGUCGGCCCCUAGUACGCCUUCACGCCAUGGCCCGCGCAUUACCAAGCCAUUUGCUGUUGCUGAUAGGGAUGACGUGGAGGAAGAGGAAAAAGAUGUUCUUCCUAUGAUUAUCGAGAACCCACGUUCGCCAUCGCCAGUAAGGACAUAUUUCUCGUCUCCAGCUUCAGGCUCGUCCGAAUCGACGCCUCAGUCGAUACGACAAAAACGAUUAGGAUCUCCUGUUUCUCCAUUGGCAUCCCCAGCUCUGAAGAUGGGUCGAUUUGUACCGGCGUUCGUCUCUACUCAGAAAUUCGGAGGACCCGUGUUCGGGGCUGGAAUUGAGAGUCAGACUCAGACGGGUUUGGUGCCUCCGGCUGCUGGAGGCUUUAUGGGGUUCAACAGUCAGUUCGAUGUUGAUGGUCGCAUCGACCAGGUGAGCGAGUUCUUAGAGAGGGACGUCGACUUUGACGGUUGGUUGAGGGAUAUACCCGAGGUCGAGGCAGAGAUGGAGAGUCAGAGUCAAGGUAAGCCACCACUUGGUCACAGUCAAGGCGAAGUCGGGGUACAAUGACGUGCGAUUGAGUGAGGGCUUGAAUGCUUGCCCUAUUUAUGACUAUGUUUAUAUCCCGUUCAAGUCACACUUUGUAUAUCCAUAUUGUUAUAUUAUGACAGAAGCCGUGGGUAUUGCUAUCCAUUUAAACAAUACACGAUACAAUACAGUCUCAAUCUUUCACAUCUC
Messenger RNA from Somion occarium, 2420 nucleotides. NCBI's taxonomy places the organism in Eukaryota, Fungi, Basidiomycota, Agaricomycetes, Polyporales, Cerrenaceae. The record is from the annotation of a GenBank genome assembly.